AUGGAAGCACACCGCGCCGAGCAACCACAGUGCACGAAAUCGGGUAAAGUAAUUCUAAAGCCUGGAUAUGAUAUGACAGACGGACUGAGUGAGAUUGAUGACUGGGCUCCGGAAAAGAAAAAACGGGCGAAAAAAGUGCCCUCUAAGCCACGUGAAGGGCCCAAGUUGAUCGACGAAUUUGAGGAAAAGGAAUCGGAGAAAGAGGCGGCGGAAAAGGAGAAGGAAAAAGAGAAGGAAAAAGAGAAAACCCAUGAGAAAAACGAGGCGGAUAAGGAGGAAAAAGAGGCAGAAAAGGAAGAGGAAAAGGAGGAAAAACCACCGAAGGAAGUCACUGAGGAGAAGGAAAAAGAGAAGGAAAGAGAGAAGACUAAGACGAAGGAUGAACUCGAAGAGGCGCCAAGGGAGAAGGAAACGAUGGAAAAGAAGCAAAAAUCAAAGGACGAAGACGAAGGGGACCUAUCGAAGGAGGAAAUUUUGAAAAUUAAGAAAGCGUUGAAAAAGGAGAAAAAGCUGAGGGAUCGAGAGCGAUUGAAAACGGAGAAAAUCGAUAAAUCGACGGAAACGAAGAACUCGACGACUCCCAGCACGGAAAAGGAGAAAAGUUCGAUGAAAAAGACGAAAAAGGAGGCUGCCGUGGCCACCGGCACCUCCGGCAGCGCCAAGAAAAAGGUGAGACCACCGGCCCCCCCUCCGCCGCCGACAAAGCGAAAGCCUAAAGAUAUACGGGCGAAGAAGAAGGUGUGCUGCACGAUUUUGUGAACUUUUUCCCUUUAUUAAAAUGAAUAAUUCGCUUUGAUUUAUUGAUUUUUCAUAAACUAUUUGGCUUUAAAAAUAAAAAUUUCGGAAAA
Messenger RNA from Caenorhabditis elegans, 848 nucleotides. RefSeq names its product Translation initiation factor IF-2 (gene Y76B12C.4). The record is from RefSeq and is marked reviewed. NCBI's taxonomy places the organism in Eukaryota, Metazoa, Nematoda, Chromadorea, Rhabditida, Rhabditidae. The transcript is spliced from 3 exons. The coding region runs from base 1 to 759 and encodes 252 amino acids.